Messenger RNA from Hydatigera taeniaeformis, 1485 nucleotides. The record is from the annotation of a GenBank genome assembly. NCBI's taxonomy places the organism in Eukaryota, Metazoa, Platyhelminthes, Cestoda, Cyclophyllidea, Taeniidae.
AUGGAAUCAUACUAUAAACUUGGUGACUCUGGCCUAGCGGUUCCCAUGGAACUUCACAGAGUUAAUCGCUUAAGGCUUUGCAAUCGUCUUCAAUCCCUUUGGUCAUCCGGCAAAGCCCCAACUAAAACUCUAAAGGGGGUCUACAUUUUACUCGAGGGCGGUUCGUUGUACUACCAUGGUGAAUCUGAUGUGGAAUAUGUGUUUCGUCAGGAAUCAUAUUUUCACUGGGCAUUCGGAGGACAAGAACCAUUUUGGAAGGGAGCAAUCGAAGUCGCUACCCAACACUCCAUCUUGUUUGUUCCAAAAGUGUCUGAGGAAGAAGAAGUUUUUGCGGGAGAAAUCCCAUCGCCUGCUGAUAUUGCUGCAAGAUAUGGUGUGGAUGAAGUUCAUUACACCAACGAAAUAAAGGAGUUUUUCAAUGAAAAGAAUCCAACACUGCUGCUAACAUUGCUCGGACUCAAUUCGGACAGUGGUAAAUUCACUUUACCGGCGUUGUUUGAUGGGAUUGAAAAAUUUAAUGUUGACUCCACUGUCCUUCAUCAUGAGAUCUCCGAAUGUCGUCUCAUCAAGACACCACUGGAGCUGGCAGUGAUGCGCUACGCAAUAGCCGUAACUUCGGCAGCGCAUCGUCAUCUCAUGCGGAAAGUGAAGCCUGGAAUGUUUCAAUUCCAGAUGGAAAGUCUAUUUCAGCAUUACUGUUAUGCCAACGGUGGUUGCCGCCACAUUUCCUUCCCGUGUAUUGCUGCCACAGGUCGUGACACGUACAUCAUAAACUACGGUUACCCGACUACACCAAAUGACAGCCGAAUCAAUGAAGGUGACAUGUGUCUCUUUGACAUGGGUGCCGAGUAUUACUGCUAUUGUGCUGACAUAACCUGUUCAUUCCCUGUCAACGGGAAAUUCACAUCCGAUCAACGCUUCAUCUAUGAGGCUGUUUUGGCCUCCAAUCGGGCAGUAAUAGGCCAACUUCGACCUGGGGUGAGUUGGGUGGACAUGCACAAUCUGGCCGCGCGGACUCUCUUGGAACAUCUGAAAGCGGGGGGGUUGUUGCGAGGACAUAUCGAGGACAUGAUGAGCGUCCACCUCGCUGCUAUAUUCUCACCGUGUGGACUAGGCCAUCUGCUGGGUUGUGACGCUCACGACGUCGGAGGGUACAACAAGGGCACCCCUUCGAGGCCGAUAGAACCGGGUCUAAACGGCCUGAGAACUGCGCGUUACCUUAUGCCCAACAUGGUUCUGACUGUCGAACCCGGAUGUUACUUCAUAAAGAAGCUACUUGACGAAGCAAAGGCUUCGCCAAAACUUAGUCAGUUCCUGGUCCUCGAAGAGCUCGAAAGAUUCAAUAACUUCGGUGGCGUAAGGGUUGAAGAUGAUGUUCUAAUAACAGAAGAUGGAUGCGAGAUCCUCUCGGACGUUCCACGUACGGUGGAAGAAAUAGAAGACUGGAUGUCCCGCGAGACGACUGAAUACGACUCUUUGAUUUAA